Molecule: messenger RNA, 1637 nt
Organism: Spodoptera frugiperda (fall armyworm)
Lineage: Eukaryota; Metazoa; Arthropoda; Insecta; Lepidoptera; Noctuidae
Product: brachyurin-like
Exons: 5
Coding region: 683-1573 (296 amino acids)
Biological process (GO): proteolysis
Molecular function (GO): serine-type endopeptidase activity
Source: RefSeq, a predicted model, not a curated record
CAUAUUACUUAUAAAGAAACGUACGCAGUCGGGUUUUUUAAAUUACCUUUUUUUAUUCAUUUAAAUAUUCAAACGUUAAUAAAUCCAAAUCUAAAGUCAGUUUUUUUUUUAAUUAUGAUUAACUUUCAAGGCCUCUCCAAGGUAACCCAUUACCUAGACAAGAUUAAUAAAUUUCUUAAAAUUUUUAUGUUAUUCUCCACCUCUAUACCUAUAUAUAAUACACAAUUUAAAUUUUAUAGUAAAAAAUAAACAAAUAUGACCUCAGAAAUAAUUCAUGCACUUUAUUCCGUCGAUAGUCGGCUACCAGUAGUAGCGCGAUAGUCGCCGCGUCGUGUAACGCGGAAAGCUGAUCAUGAAUGCUCUAAGCAUGGCUUGAAACUAGUCGAGUUCCUCGUCAAACAGUUACUCGAGUAAGCCGAUAACAUAAUAAUUACGUAGAAUUGGAUGCUUUUUAAUAAUAGCACUUUUUUCCUGCAUUCUUUCCUCUUUCCACAUCCUCAUAAACAUUACUUAUCUUAUAUUUAUGUCAGUCUGGGUAAACCAAGGCCCUAUUUCCAGUUAUCAAACUGAUGAAAUUAUCUAAGACAUAAUUCUCAUUAACUCUUAUCUACUCAUUACAAAAUUGGUAUAAUAUAAAUGAAGUCCUCAGAAGACAAGUGUUGAGUUUGUUGUAAACAGCACCAUGAAGUUCUUGGUAGUGACUGUGUUGGCUCUAGCAGUGGCCGCCUCCGCAAGGCACAUCACACUUGAAGAUGUCAUCGACUUAGAAAAGAACACGCCGUACGGUUACAUCACCGCCGUCGCCGUGCCAUUAGCUGACAAAGUCCUUAUUGCUGAGGAGGAAGGCGGACAGAAUCAGUCCAGAAUCCUCGGUGGCUCAUUUGCUGGUCUUGGACAAUUCCCGUAUCAGGCUGGACUUUUAGUCCACUUACCCAGUGGCAAUGGUGUCGCCAGUGCAGUUCUAAUAUCAAACACUAGGGUACUAACAGCUGCUCACAACUUACACGAUGGAGCAUCAAAUGUCCCAAGUGUCACCGUGGUCCUUGGAACCACCACACUAUUGGGAGAUGGCAUAACAUUUACAACCAACAACUUUAUUUUACAUGAAAACUAUAACCUUUUCCAAUUGAUAAAUGACAUUGCUAUCAUCAAUUCUCCGUUUACUAUUCAAAGUUCAGGUACUGUGGCUCCCAUCGCUCUUCCUUCUGGCUCUCAGCUUCAAGAGAACUUCGUUGGUGACAAUGCUGUAGUAUCAGGAUUUGGAAUGAAUCCUUCAAUUGGAGGUGUUAUCGCGAAUCAGCCGUUUAGCUACGUGAGCUUGCCAGUGAUCACAAACGAUGUCUGCGCCCAAGUUUUCGGUUCAGUUAUUCAACCUGCCAUCGUGUGCACGGGAAGUGUAGCCAAUAAAAAUGUUUGCUCUGGUGACUCAGGUGGUCCUCUCGCAGUUCAGAGGAAUGGUAAUCCUCUUUUGAUUGGUGUUGUAUCAUUCGGUGUACCAGGAUGUGCUGGUGGGAACCCAUCUGCUUACUCGAGAGUCACUCAAUACAUGAACUGGAUAAACGCACGAUUGUAAAUAAUUAUUGAAAUAAACAGUAUAAAAAACUAUAACUAAUUUUAUUUUGUAUUGUAUAAUUAAA